This is a messenger RNA of Porites evermanni, 10288 nucleotides long. The record is from the annotation of a GenBank genome assembly. NCBI's taxonomy places the organism in Eukaryota, Metazoa, Cnidaria, Anthozoa, Scleractinia, Poritidae.
AGCCAAUCACUGCAUCCGGUUGUGGCACUCAUUUGAAUAUCGUAAAGACAAAACACGGCGAACCGAGACCAAGACGGAAGAACACAGUUAAGGUUGAGAAUUGAGGAUGAAUUACAAGUCGUUAUGAGUGUUAAACUUGUACCUUAUCUCGCCCGGUAAACCUCCUUACAGAUACCAUGCAACACUCUUCUGUUUUCUUCAAUUAACAUCACAGGUAGGCGAGGGUUUAACUUUUGCGUGGGAGGGAUGGGUUCUUAGAACAAACAAGGCUUAUAGGCUUGUUCACGUUUUGAGUUCCGAUGAAUAACAAAUUAGGCAUCAAUUUGUGGGAAAAUAUUUAGUGUUAAGAAACUACAUAACGAGGGCGCGCUAAAAUCUGAAGUUUCGUUCAUCAUGUUAACCCCAAUACGUAUAAUUCAAUUCUUGUUAUCUCCAGAGUAGAGAAUAUUUGCCGUUAUACAAUGAUUCUUCCACUAGAUUCCACUAUGGAAAUAUUUAAAGCCAGCGUCUGGAAGACGGAAUAAAUUUGAUGAUCGACAAUACAACCUGAUGAGUCGUUCACUUGUUAACAGGAAAUGAUAAACGAGGCCCUAACACUGUUUCGUCCGGCAACAUUUCAUCAUCGUCCAAGAAUCAGACACUACUGAAAUCAAUCACGGAUUUUAUUAAUUCACCCAAUGAAGGCUUCGUUAACAACUUUUUAUUGUCCUAAGGUGGUGUAGCGAAUUUGCUUAAUAACUUCUUCAGUCAUGCACGAAAAGUUAACAAGGAAUCACGGAAUCAUUGCAUUCUGAAAACGAGGGAAAUUAAGAAUCAAACUUGCUUUCGAAUGUCAUUAGACAGUUUAAGUUUCCUAUUUUUUCAGCUGCUAAAGGUAGUCAUUAAGGUUUCAUGUUGAAUAGAUUUUUUUGUCAAUCACUGCUAUUGUGUCAUCUUCCAUUCCUCCUCACUAGAUAGCGCAUGGCGUGAUAACUGAACUAAUAAAGCAUGCAAUUUUCUCGUUUGUACAACUAGCUAGAAAACGAAAGGCUUCUUUUUGUUAGGGCCGUCUUCGUGACAGUCGCUUCAACGACAGGCUCCUCUAUUAUCUCUCCAUAACGCUCGAGGCUAUCCUGACUAUGAAUAACAAACUGUUUCCUCGACUGUUAUCUGCAUUGUUAACAGGCAGUGUUGCAUUGCAAUAUACAGUCAGUCCUGGCUUUAAAUUCACAUAUUUUCUUUGUAUAAUAAGCUAAAUGUUAAGGCAUUUUUCGUUUGUGAAAACCUCUUGAAAUCAGAAACGUAUUUCUACUUAGCACUGUUCGGUUAUGUCGGCUACCUGUUGCAAAAUAGAAAACAGCUUAUAGUACUCAUAUACGAAGAUAAAAGCUUGUUGAUUUAACGUACCGAUACAAGAUGAAUGUACUAAAAUACAUAAUUUUUGUUUUUAUUCGUUUAUAUAACAAAACAAACAGAGCAUUUAUGUCAACCGAAAAAUUCGAAAUAAGUACCUUCACAGAAGUGGUUGAGAUGAGUUCAAACAGGCUAAUAUCUGUCCCGCUUUUUCACUUGCUAUUCUGUUUUUUGUAGUUUGUUGUUGUUUUUAGCAGUUGACAGACGAUUAAUGAGUUAUACUGGGCCAUAUUGUCUUGAUUUAAAAGCAGAGAUUAUCUGCAACAGAAUAAUCGGUUGUUUUAUUAUACGGUUGUCAUUCGAAGGAGAACAACAACUUGAAAUGAAAAAUGACUCGCACUUCGAUUUAAUACCUGAAUGGAAACUCAAACUUGCCAAAUGGUUGGCUCGAUCGAAGCACAACAGUUAUGUAUUAAGCUUUUAAGUCUCUAAGUGCAUUCGCUACAAGAAGCUAGGUAAAAACUUCCUUAGUUUUACUAAUGUCGUUCCCAGUUCGGGGAAGAUAGUCUCCAUAUAUUGUUUCAAACAUUCGUUGCCGAAGUGGACUCUGAAACUAUUAUGCUUGUAUAGUAUACGAGAUGUACGAUUAAAUGCGGUGACAAGUAAAAGUGACUAGCUGCCCGCCAUAAAUCUAGUUUAGAAUAAACUGAAGAAGGGAAAUUUUGAUUCUAAAUGGUUUAUCAGUCUCUUCAAUUUGUAUAAUUUGAAUCUUAUUGCCCCGAGUGAAAAGCUUUCAUCGACUUUCAUCGGCAAGAAAAUACUUGUGCACCUCACUAUAAUUUGUUUACCUACAAGAAAAAGGCAAUAUGCUUUAUUAUUCUCUGAUUAUAUCAAAGGACCCAAUAUAAAAGUGGCCAGACACUUCUUGUCACCUUCUAUUAAAAAGCUGAAUCAAUCAUUGAAUAUAUUAUUUGUUCGUCGCAUUUUUCUUUGGGAGGUGGUAGCUACCUAAGCGACUUAGGGGCGAUGCUUUGAUCAAAUUCGAAGUUUGAUAUUGAAAUUGUUUUACUGUGGGUAAGCAGUCAUAUCUUGCUAAUGAAGCGAUACAACUAUACUUUUGAAACAGUUCCAACAGAUCACUAAUCAAAUAAGACUACGAAACAGAAAGAAGAGGAUGAUAUGAUUGAGGAUACUGCUGUUUUAGGCCAAUUUGUACGGCGCUAAUUAAAAGUCAGAACUUAGUGCCUGUAAAGUUAUAACUGAGAAGAUAUCACACAAAUAUCGCGUAGGCGUGUGUACCGGUAUCCCCAUUAAAUUACCAAAACAGAGAUGUGCUUUAGAAUGCUUAAAAACAAGUCAAUUCUGUAGUAAAAAUUCAAUACUUAGAUACAACUUAGUGUAUUUACCCAAUCACAAAAUGCUCCUGUUGUGUUAUAAAGAAUAUAUCACACAAAUAUCAAUAAGGAUUACAAACCAAAAUAUUUUUUUUCAUCAUUUUUGAAGAUCGACAUAGCAUUAAAACUUGAAAAAGUUGGCCCAACCUUGUCAAGUUUCAAUCCAUGUCCAUCAGUCUUGCCAUUCGUGGCUACAGACGACAAGAAACGGUUUCAAUGCGUAAAUAUAGUCUUGAGUAACAAAACUGGACUUUAAUUUUGGAAUUCAAUUGAGGCGAAGACACGGUUUAGCUUUUUGAAAAGUUAGCAACUGAAUAGCGUGAUAUUGCCCAUUUCAGAGAGAAAUGAUAUUCGUGGCUGGUCAGCCAACCAGUUUCCAACCGCGUACGGCAGGCCGGGCUUAACUUGAGUGGCACACUGAGUUUAGCAAGACAUUUUCAGUAUUUUGAGCUAACGCUCGGAAUCGUCCAGAGUAGGAACCCUACGAAUUCAAACGCGAAUGUCGUUUCCCAAUUUUGCUGCCAAGAUGACAAAAACUCUAUAUUGGUUUUUGAAUUUUUGAAUCAGUAUACGGUGGCAAGGUGAAUUGAUCUGUUUAAAUUUUUUUAUAACAAAGACGUUAAACAGUUUUCUAGUUUUGGGAAAUUCUUUUUUGCAGCUUACAAUAGAGUUAGCGUUAGCAACCAAUAGUAUUUCCAAGCAUUUUCUAGGAGAGAUGUGAAAAUUUGUCAGCUCCUAACAAUGCUUCGACGGCCGUUUAUACGCUUAGGGUAUUGCUGCAAUGAGGCCAUAAUUUUUCAACCUCACAGAAUAAAUAGCCUCUGAAUCAUUUAGUUCCAAAUAGGGGUUUUGAAGGUUUUUGGCACUACUAUUUUGAUAUCGAAAUUCCUUUGAUCUGGUACUGAAAAAGCCGAACUGAAAUUAAAUCAUUUUGCGAGUCCAUAUGUUGAGGUUCAAUUUUAUCCUUGGUUUAAAUUUCAUUUCCUUUUGUUUUAGGUUAUGGUAAUGUAUUAUAAUGAGUCUAAAACAAAGGAAAAUAAAAUUUAAACCAAGGAUAAAAUUGAGCCACAACACAUACACGUGUUGAAGGCGCGUAUAUCGCGUAGGCGUGUGUACUGGUAUCCACAUUAAUUUGCGAAAACAGAGGUGUAGUUCAGAAUUCUUAAAAAUAAGUAAAUUAUGUCGUAAAAAUUCAAUACUUAAAUACGAAAAAGUUUUUCUAUUUUUCUUUUCCCAUGAAAUGUAUCCAAAGAGAGAGAAAGGCAAUCAGCCUUAAAAGAACGGACUUUAUAGACAGUUAGUUUGCUUAGUAUACUAAGAGCAUCCAAAGGCUUUCUUUUAGAGCUCUAAUCGUGAAAACCGUUGGCAAUUCUCUUGUUUGUCCGAGUUGAAUGACACCCUGCUGAAAUAGAUGUAGGUGGUUGGUUGCCCUAAACCUGACCCUGUUUUAUGAUGUUUACAAGUCUUCGCAAUCCCUUUGUCUCUAGGAAGGUUCGCCCACUUCGAGUAUUUCAUUUCCAUCACCCCCUGCUUUGAAUAAUUGUAGGUGAUCGGUUGCCCUUAGGCUUACCCUCUUUUAUGGUGUUUGCAAGCCUCUGCAAUCCCUUUGUCUCCUAAGAAAGUUCGACCAUUUAAGUCGCCCGUUCAGUUGUAUUUUUACUCUUUUUUUCACAAGCAUACGUUUUUCGUUCUAGGCGACUGCAAAAAGGUUAGACAUGAAAAAUUCAGCAAGAAAACGGCCAACAAUUUAACCAGGGAGAGAAAAAUGAAAGAAACAGCUUGCCAAGACGCAGCUUCGAGUCCAGUACUUUUUAGCCAAAGAAGCAUGCCGAGUGCCCAGACAAGCGAAGCACUUUAUGAUAGGUUUCCUGGAUCAUCGAAGCAGUUAACAGCUGAAAAGCCUGAGAUGUUUCACAAUAGAGAAGUUCUUCUUAAGAUGUUACAACCUCCUUCUUUCUACCUGUCGGGGAGUGGCUGCCAAUUGCCUUACCACGAGGAAGAAAAGAAAUGUCCUAGUUCUGGUCGUGGAUCGCAGUGUUUUCGUUGCAUAAACUUAAAACCUCCUCAAAUUCCAGUUCCAGUGACUACUGAGGCCAAUGAAGAUUGGAGUGGAAAGACAAAGAAUGGUAUGUACGCCCCACAACUAAGCAUCAGAGAUCAACACAAUAUCACGCACAGGCGAACAGAAGACAACAACGUACAGUCACCUCGUGAUAUAGAAAUAGAUAUGGAUUUAUCAUAUCACCGAGAUCUUUUGAAAAACCGGCCCUUUGAGAAAACAAGAUUGCUAUUUCCUAAAAAUGCAUGCUGUCCAUCCUGUGAAUUUUCUCAAGAAAAAUUUCUUCCACGGACAGUGCACUGUCAGAGCCUAUAUGGCCAGAAACAUUCAACUACAGGGGAUAGUUUUCAAAAGGAAACUCUGCCAAUUGAUGGAACCUGGGCUCUUGCAAACCAAAAGAGAAAAAUCGAAGUCAUCACACAGCAAAAAUCGAAAAAGGGUUCAACGAUGAAAGAUGGCAGCGGGUUAAAUCCGGGAUUUCUUUCCGACCGGUGUUAUUUUAGACGUGAUUUUCAAGCUGAUCAAGCCUCAGAUUCAAACAAAAAAACGGGACGAGGUUAUCAAGAUAAAAAGACUACAAGUGCUGAAGUGCCUAUUGAUGAUCAUUCGGUGGAAAGCAGCAUAAAUGGUCUGAGAAAUCGCCUACGUGGGAACUUCCUCAUAAACGCUCCCUUCCCUACACAAGACAAUCACAUUAAAGCCCACCUUGCAGUUUCUCAAGGCUCUGCGUUUGUCCCAUCGCGACCGUCCCAAGUAUUGCUGAAUCAUCAAGGCCACGAGGUCAGUGAAUUGACAUAUAAAAUAAAUAAAAAAUUUUACUUUUAGUUAUUUCUUCUCAGGAUAACGUAACAUUCAUGGCAUAUGUUAUCAAGGAUGACUACUCAUUAAUCUCUCUCUUUUUUGAAGGAAAGAAACAGGGGAUUUACAAGAGCUUGUGAGAAACAAAAUGAUGCUUGCCCUUGUAAGUAUAUGACAUGUUAUGUCUUUAAGAGAGCCUUAAGAUCUGAAGACGGCGACGGCAACAAGAACGUCAAAAACACAAUUAUGGGUUUAAUAAGUAAAACUGGCCCCUCAAGCAUUUUACUGCUUUAAGACUGAUCGCAUCUUAAGGAGCUGUGUCACGAAUUUUAUCAAAACUGUAACAGUAGAAACUGACACCAAAUUGAGUGAGACAUAGAAAUAAUCUCUCAAAUCAUUUAAAGAAGGUAUUACUAACACAGCANAUGAUGCUUGCCCUUGUAAGUAUAUGACAUGUUAUGUCUUUAAGAGAGCCUUAAGAUCUGAAGACGGCGACGGCAACAAGAACGUCAAAAACACAAUUAUGGGUUUAAUAAGUAAAACUGGCCCCUCAAGCAUUUUACUGCUUUAAGACUGAUCGCAUCUUAAGGAGCUGUGUCACGAAUUUUAUCAAAACUGUAACAGUAGAAACUGACACCAAAUUGAGUGAGACAUAGAAAUAAUCUCUCAAAUCAUUUAAAGAAGGUAUUACUAACACAGCAGAUACAAAACUAAAUACGGAUGGACAAACUUGAAGAAGAUUAAAACGGAUUGAAAUUGCGGGCUUUUGAAAACUUGUUAGCCUAUUAAUUUUCAAACUUCAUUUUUAUUGUUCUGUAAAGUUUGAUACAACGCUUGGGAAGUAUUUUUUUCAGACAUGAAGUGGGAGUUUAUCUUUUACAAUUAAUUUCUUCCUUUACUUUAAGUUCCACAGUGCAUAAGGAAGUGUAAUUGGCAAUUUGUAUUAACACCAUGAAAUAGAGAGCCGUGACACAGCCCCUUAAAGGUGAUGUUAAACGAGACGUCUCGCAACGACGAUUUUUAGCGCAACACAGUGUUGCAACAUUGUUUCGAAUGGUUACAACACUGUUCCAACAUUGCAACGCUGUGUUGUGCUAAAAAUCGUCGCUGCGAAACAUCACCUUUAGUCAGUCAACCACUCUUUUGCACUUGCAUCAUGCUUUUCUACACUUUUUUGCCGUCAUAUAGAGGAGGUAAACAAAUAUUUCCUUUUUUAAAAUCUGACCUUGGAAAUCGUUUUUAGGAAUUCAACUCCAGGAGAGUUAGCCUAAAUUUGACAAUGUAAGUGUGUUGGAAUAAUCACGAUGAAGAUUGGUAGGACGCGAACAGUACGUUUUUAAGCGACGUUUUCGUUGCCGAAGCUGUCCUUGAAUCAUAAGGUCCCUGACAUUAAAGUUCCCGCAGUUUUUUCUCAUCACGGCACUUAUAAAGCGAUAUUAUUGUGGACUAUUGAUCAGAUAUAUACUAGGUGCUUGCACGUUUAAUUACCCUUCUCAAACUAUCAACAACCUGCUUUACAAUUCUCGAGCUGAAGUCUAAAAUAUUGGUAAUGUAACCAGUUUUGUGAUAGGUUUCAUUGAAUUGAACUGCAAUUCUUGCCUGAUUCCAUAGGUUACUUGAACUUGAAAUCGUUUUUGGACCGACUACAAAAACAGGAAGGCAAUGAAGCAAAGCCCAUGGAUGAUACAGGAAUACCUGCAUGAAAGAAACAGCGGAUUAAUAACUUUCGGAAUUGAAAAUUAUUGGGCAAAACAGUACCUAAUCUUAAGAACAAAUGAAGCAGGUUAUUAUACGAAAAAUGACUAAAGAUUAGACAACUCUGGGGUAGAUCGAAGUACGCGGUUUGAUAAUUAGUGUUUAAUUUUCGAGCCAACCAUCCACUAAUAAAAGCUAGCUUUAAUCCAGGAUACGCUGCACAGCAUUACUAGAAAACACUAAACGACAUUUUGUACAUCAGUCUGAAGCAGACAUAAAAGUAGUAAUGCUAAAAAAUGUCCCCUAAAAUUUUAAACCAGGCGAUUGAUUGAAAAAUAUCAAAAUCGCAAAGAUUAAUUUCUUCAGCCUAUGGUUGACUUUCUAGCAAGUGAUGUUGUAUUUAUCCCUUGCAGGUUGUCCAGAUAAGGGUCCCCAGGAAGAAUGCACUCCUGUAAUUCUACAAUGUUACAGUUUAUCUGAACCUUUUUCUGGAGGUGGCUCUCAGAAGAUUCCGGGGCAUACUGCUGUUACCAAGGACUCAAAAUGGGUUCCACAAAGACAUGUUCAGUGUGAGCGCCAGGAGUCUCCUUUAAAUAAGAGCAGAUCUUUUCAGCGGCAGCAAGGUAACGAAAGUGUUCAGAGUAAUUCAGCAGCCUUUUGUCCGGAAAGUAACUCGGAUACAUACAGUCAGAGUCUCGUUUCACAAAUCAAAAGCAUUUCGAACGAGGAUUUUACCACGCACGUGGCCGUUAACAAUGAAAGGCAACAAAACGGUAGUGGUUUUAUGUCGCCAAACCAUGUCUAUACAAAAUUCAGCCCCCCAGAGAAGUGUCAUUGUCCAAGCUGCCCAUCACACCGUUGUAGCAACAAAAAGAUCUCAGAAAUUAGAGGCAUUCCAAAGAGUUCUUCACUGGUGCACAUUCCAAGUGCCUUCCACAAAACGCAUGUCGUAAAAGUUGGGCAAAAUGAUGUUGCGUCUGAACCUGAAUCCUUUUAUAACUCUAAACAACUGGCUACCAGUCAGAGAGCUACCGUAAAAAUCAGGGAUUACUAUGAAGAGCGGAGAGUUCUAGUUAAGCAAAUCUAUCCAAAUAUUCCGGGAUCAAGAGAAGAUAGUCUGCCCAGAGAGCGGCCAAACCUUUCAUACGCUCGUAAAAUAGAUGGUUUUGAUGAAAACCAUCACCACCGACAUCUUUCGAGUGCCGUCGUAUUCCAAGAUCCUGUUUUAGAGAAUAUUCCUUUUCGUGCAAGAGUACGUCAACAGGACUUUGUUGCUGGAAGUAAAAAGCGAAAAAACCGCCAACCUCGCCCUCAGAGAGUCAGAGAAGACGAUUCUACAAGAGUCAGAGAAGAAGAUUCUACACAUCUUGCAGGAAAUGGAAAGGGACAUGUACAUUUUGAAGAUAAUCAACAUGAGGAACCUUGUGAAAAUCGAAUCCAUCCGCAAGCAAACCCAUCGAGCCAGUAUGACCCAUCGAUCACCAACAAAGGAUCUCCUGAAACUUCCUCUUCUUAUGAGGAUGACUCUUCCACAGUCCCUGCUCAUCACGGAUGGAUAAGAAGUUUUAAAGCUAAAGAAAGCUCCAUCAAAGACACAUCUUCGAGGUCACAGAUUCGCAGAAAUUCUAUUCCUUCAGAUUCACAACCACCUUGUCAUCCCUUAUCUGAAGGAAAGCGAACCGUUAAGAUUACUGCGCCAAUGCUUGAUACUCAGAAAUUUCAGAGUCGUGAUGCAUCAUCUUUUGGCGAGAUUUCCAGCGAGUACUCAUUUUCAAACCAAUUCUCACUCGACCAUGAAAAGAGUGCAUUUCACCAGUUUGAGACACCACACUUCAAACUGGGAAUCUCAUACGGAAAUUUAACCAAGCGUCCAGGUUACUUAAGGCCAGAUUGGAAGCUAGACUCACCUCACCGUUAUUUUCCUAAAAGGUUACAAGUUUCAAAAACGCACUAUGAAACUUUGGAAAAACGAAGAGAAAGUCUUAAAAGUGUCCAAAAAAUCAUUCCAUCCCCAGAGCAAGUCGCGUUUGGUGCCCACCAACUCAACAUAAGCAGAGAAAGCGGUAUAAUGGAUCCAUGUAAUCACCAGGGCAUGCCCAGUUAUGCCGAGCGUCGUGCUGUGCAAACAAAGGAGAGUCCUCAAAAAGAAGAAAUGCCCUCUCCUCCAUCAUCAUUGUCCAGUGACCAGGAUGGUGUUACCAGCGACGAUGUCGAUGAAUUGCAGAAAACACAAAUCAGUGAGCAACCACAUCCGAUAGAAGACACCAAUACCCUCAUCGACGACGAGAACCUAAAGAGACACAUCGGAGAGAAACAAGUCACUUUUCCAGAAGGUCACAGCCUUUUCUUCAAGAGGCCAGAAGAAUAUGAUAACUUUAUGUCGUCUAAUUUGAAAGAAAGAAGAUUCAUUUGCCGCUUCUGCUGCAAGAAAUUUGCCCACUUCUCUACACUCCAAAAUCAUGUCCGGACUCAUACAGGUGACAAACCAUUUCAGUGUAAAUUUUGCAGUCGUCGAUUUGCUCAGUCGGGAGUCCUUAAGGCGCACUUGCGCACGCACACUGGCGACAAGCCUUUUGUCUGCAUGUACUGUGGAAAAAUGUUUGCUCAAAGCACGACACUGACAAAUCAUCUUAGAACUCACACUGGCCAAAAACCAUACGUUUGCCAUUACUGUGGCAAGUGUUUUUCACAGCCGUCCACGCUAAGAAAGCACGAACUUUCUCACACCAAAGAACGCCCAUAUUCAUGCAAGUUUUGUGGAAAAGCGUUUGCCCAGCAGUCCACGCUUACUAAUCACAUGCGCUCUCACACUGGCCAGCGGCCCUAUAAGUGUCACUUCUGCGAGAAGAGCUUUGCCCAGUUGAGUACUCUUGACAGACAUCUGCGCCUCCAUUCAAGCGUAAGUCUCAAGCCUCAUCAGUGCCAGUUCUGCAGCAAGAGUUUCAGCUACUUCUCUAAUCUAGCAACUCACAUGCAGAUACAUGAGCAGGAACAAUUAAAAGUGAUUUAG